GCUAUUAAAGAGCGACUUUACUUUUCGGAUUUGUGUUCUUUCUUCAUUGAUUUUCUGAGUAAGCUUUUUCACAAGACGAUCAAAGAAGGAAGAUGGAGAAAUUGUCUAAUGGCUUCAGAAAUCACUUCUCGAUCACUGACAACGUCUCCCCUUCAGCUCCGGCUCCUCUUAAACAGCCUUUCGUGAUCGGUGUUGCCGGCGGAACCGCCUCCGGGAAGACGACGGUCUGCAAUAUGAUAAUGUCUCAGUUACACGAUCAACGGGUCGUCCUUGUGAACCAAGAUUCGUUUUAUCAUUCGCUCUGUGAGGAAAAACUGAAGAAGGUUCACGAAUACAAUUUCGAUCAUCCUGGUAACAAAUCGGAUUCCUCUCUCUGUAACCACAAAUCGACGAUUUCGAUCUUUGUUAUGAAAAACUCGUUUUGGCUUGAUUCGAACUACACAGACGCAUUCAACACGGAGGUUUUGCUCUCGUGUAUGGAGAAAUUACGAUCUGGGCAACCAGUGAGCAUCCCGAGUUACGAUUUCAAAAUCCACCAGAGCAUCGAAUCUGCAAGUCCGGUUCAUCCCGCUGAUGUAAUCAUCUUAGAGGGAAUACUGGUUCUUAAUGAUCCUCAAGUUCGUAAUCUCAUGAACAUGAAGAUCUUCGUUGAUACAGAUGCUGAUGUACGGCUCUCGAGAAGAAUACAGCGUGAUACCGUCGAGAGAGGAAGAAACAUCCAGAACGUUCUUGAACAGUAUACCAAGUUUGUGAAGCCGAGCUUCGAUGAGUUCAUCCAGCCAUCGAUGAAGUAUGCUGAUAUUAUCAUUCCUCGAGGAGGAGACAACGACGUUGCAAUUGACCUCAUUGUGCAGCAUAUCCGUACGAAGCUGUGCCAACACAAUCUCUGUAAGAUAUACUCAAACAUCUUCAUCAUCUCUUCUACAUUCCAGAUCAAAGGAAUGCAUACUCUUAUCCGCGACAUCAACACUAAAAAGCACGAUUUCGUCUUCUACGCUGACCGAUUGAUUCGACUGGUUGUGGAACAUGGACUUGGUCAUCUUCCUUUCACAGAGAAACAGAUAACCACUCCAACAGGGUCAGUGUACACCGGAGUCGAUUUCUGCAAGAGAUUGUGUGGCGUCUCAGUGAUCAGAAGUGGAGAAAGCAUGGAGAAUGCUCUAAGAGCUUGCUGCAACGGAAUCAAGAUUGGUAAAAUCUUAAUUCACAGAGAGAAUAACGAUGGUCGUCAGUUAAUAUAUGAGAAGCUACCAAAAGAUAUCUCAAGCCGACAUGUCUUCCUUCUUGACCCUGUUCUAGCUUCAGGCACCUCAAGGUGUUCAUGCGCUCUGCAAGAAAUAUCCGAUGGUAAAGAUUGUGACUUCGGAAAUCGAUGCCUCCCUCAAUGAGGACUCGCGUGUGAUUCCAGGCAUGGGAGAAUUCGCAGACCGUUACUUUGGGACAAACAAUUACGUUAACUCAAAAGUACCAAACUGGUCUGCAAAUCUCAAAGUAAGCUAAAAAGGAUGCACCACCCUUCUGUCUUAAUCACUCAAGAGUAACCAAACCAAAGCCAUACACAUUCAUCAAUCAUCAUACAACAAAACCUUCUGCUUCAUCCAGAGUUUCUCCCAUCUUCAUUCUUCUCGUUUAUUAAUACUCGCUAGAAGUUCUCUGUUUCUCAAUCCAGUACACACAUUACAUU
Molecule: messenger RNA, 1684 nt
Organism: Thlaspi arvense
Lineage: Eukaryota; Viridiplantae; Streptophyta; Magnoliopsida; Brassicales; Brassicaceae
Source: the annotation of a GenBank genome assembly